AUGUAUAUAAAGUCUAUCGUACUCGAUGGCUUUAAGUCCUACGGGAAUCGAGUGGAAGUGAGCGGAUUUGAUCCUGAGUUUAAUGCUAUCACAGGAUUAAACGGGACCGGAAAGUCCAAUAUCUUAGAUUCAAUAUGUUUUGUUCUAGGCAUUACCAAUCUUUCUAAUGUGAGGGCUGGAAGUCUCCAAGAAUUGAUCUAUAAGCAUGGUCAGGCCGGUAUAACCAAGGCUACAGUGAGCAUCACCUUUGACAAUCGUGACAAGAGGCAAUGUCCCAUCGGAUAUGAGAACCAUGAUGAAAUAACUGUAACAAGACAGGUGGUGAUGGGAGGUAAGAACAAGUACUUGAUUAAUGGCAUCAAUGUUCAGAACAAGCGGGUCAGUGACCUGUUCUGUUCCGUACAGCUCAACGUUAACAAUCCACACUUCCUCAUCAUGCAGGGUCGGAUCACUAAAGUACUCAACAUGAAGCCUCCUGAGAUAUUGUCAAUGGUGGAGGAAGCAGCAGGGACAAGAAUGUAUGAAGCGAAAAAACAAGCUGCACAGAAAACUAUAGAAAAAAAAGAUGCCAAGCUCAGGGAACUGAAUGAUAUUAUAAGGGAGGACAUCGCUCCCAAGCUGCAGAAACUGCAAGACGAACGCUCGCAGUUCCAGGAGUACCAGAAGGUGGUGCGGGAGCUGGAGAACCUUACCAGGCUCUAUGUGGCUUGGAAAUACGUAUCCGCAGAGGAAAGCGCCAAGGAAGCAGCGAACAAGGUGACGGAGGUGCAGGACGAGAUCAAAAACAAGAAAGAAAUGAUAAUGAACAAUGAAAAGGAAGCUAAAGAGUAUGACAAGAAAGUAGCCGCACUCAGUAAGAAGUUGGAUGAGGAGAGCGGCAGCGUACUGAGGGUGCUGGAGACGGAGCUGCAGGCGGCCGAGAAGACGGAGGCGAAGAGUGCGGCGGACUGGCGCGCGGCACAGGGAGCACUCAACACGCACGAGGCUCGGGCGAAGCUCGCGGCGCGCGCACUGGAGGACGACCGGGCCGCGCUCAGCGACAAGGAGGCGCAGCUACGGGAGGUGUCGAGUACUUUCGACCGUCUGCGGGAGGCCUGCACUACCAGCGAGGCCCGCCUGGCCGCGGCGCAGUCUCGCUUCCUGGCCGUGAGCGCCGGCAACGAGGACGCCUCGGAGUCGCUACAGGACCAACUCAUAGCUGCGAAGCAACAAGCUUCGGAAGCGUCGACUCGAAUAUCACAGAGUCAGAUGGAGAAGAAACAUGCGGAGGAUCGCCUCAAGACGCUGGAGAAGGAGUUCAAGAGUAGCAGCGCGCAGUACAAGAGAGAUAUGGAGGGGAUCGAACGACACAGGGCCGAGGUGGAACGACUGGAGGCCCAGUUAUCGUCGAGUACGUUCAGUGUUGAUCAUCGAAGCGCCCUUCAAGAACAGCUGCGGACACUACGGGCCGGCGGGAGGGAGAGGAGGGACCGCGCCGACCAGCUCGCCGCACGUCUACAACGGUGUCACUUUAAGUACACGCCGCCCACCGCCAACUUCGACACUAGCAAAGUAUCCGGUACCGUCUGCAGACUCAUAGACGUCAGAGAUCCGAAGUACUGCACGGCGCUAGAGACGGCGGCGGGCGGACGGCUAUACAACGUGGUGGUGGACACGGACGAGACCAGCAAGCUGUUGCUGCAGAGAGGACAGCUACAGACGAGGACCACCAUCAUACCUCUCAACAGGAUCUCCUCGCAACCACUGGCGCGGGAGACGGUCGCGCUGGCGCAGAAGAUCGGCGGCGGCCCGUCCGAGGUUCAGUUGGCACUCGACCUGAUCGACUUCCCGCCCGCGCUCCGACCGGCCAUGUCCUGGGUGUUCGGCAACACGCUGGUGUGCAGCUCCUUGGAGGCGGCGCGAUGCGUGACCUUCGACCCUCGGGUCAGGUGUCGCUCCGUCACCCUGGACGGGGACGUGUUCGACCCCGCGGGGACACUGUCCGGGGGCGCGCGGGCCCGCGGCGGCUCGCUGCUGUUGGAACUGAAGGAACUCAGGGACCUGGAGACACAGCUGGCGGACGAGGACCAGCAGCUGGCCGAGCUCACCAGACAACUGGAGAACAUGCAGCAACAAGCGGACAAACACGCCGCGCUGCAGCAGAGGUUGGAGAUGAGUCGCCACGCGCUGGCGGUGAGCGAGGAGCGCGCCGCCUGCACCGCCACCGCGCAGCUACACGCGGAGAUACAGGCGCUGAGAGAUAACGUGGCGCGUCUCACAGCGGCCGUGGAGGAGGACCGACACACGCAGCAGCAGACGACCGCGCGCGCCAGGGAACUGGAGAUGAAGGUUAAAGACAUCAAGGGACACAGGGAGAGGCGCUACAAGAAGGCCGAGGAGGAGUUGAAGCUGGCCAAGAAGGAGGCGGAGCAGCACACGGCCUCCUGGAAACACAGGGAACAGGAACACGACACGCUGCGGCUGGAGCUGGAGGAGCUGCGGCGGGCCGUGGAGGGGGGGGAGCGGGCCGUGCAGCUGGCGGGGGAGGGGGCGCUGGGGCUGGAGGGGGAGCUGCAGCGGGCCCGGGAGAUACACGACAGACACGCGAACGACAUCAAAGAGAUACAAAACAAGAUCAAGAUCCAAAAAGCGGAGAUAGCGAGCCGCAGCGGGGAGGUCGCUAACCUCAACAAGAGGAAGGAGGAGCUUGUGGCGAGGAGCAGGGAGCUGGAGCUGGACGUGAAGCAGCUGGAGUACAGGGGCAGGGAGCUGCAGCAGGAGGCCGCCGAGGGGGAGAGGAAGAUCAAGUCCCUGGUGUCUGAGAACCCGUGGAUCCCGUCGGAGCGUCAGUACUUCGGUCUGGCUGGAGGAGCCUUCGAGUUCGGCAGAGACAUGAACUCGAGCGGAGCGCGCCUCACACAGCUCAAGGACAGAAAAGAUCGCCUGGCGCGGGGACUGAACGCGCGGGCUCACACGCUGCUGGGGAAGGAGGAGGAACAGUAUCAAGACGUGAUGCGUAAGAAGAAGAUAGUAGAAGCGGACCGCGCCAAGCUGGUGCAGGUGAUGGCGGAGCUCGACGACAAGAAGAGGAAGACGCUGCUGACCGCCUGCGAACAGGUCAACAGGGACUUCGGGUCUAUUUUCAGCAGCCUGCUGCCUGGAGCACAGGCGCGACUCACACCGCCGCCCGGACAGAACGUACUGGACGGACUGGAGGUGAAGAUCGGGUUCAACAACACGUGGAAGGAGUCCCUGGGCGAGUUGUCCGGUGGUCAGCGGUCGCUGGUGGCGCUGUCUCUAGUGCUGGCGCUGCUUCUGUUCCGGCCCGCGCCGCUGUACAUCCUGGACGAGGUGGACGCCGCGCUCGACCUGUCGCAUACACAGAACAUCGGCCGCAUGCUCAAGGAACACUUCACACACUCACAGUUCAUCAUAGUGUCUCUGAAGGACGGUAUGUUCAACAACGCUAAUGUUCUGUUCCGCACGAGGUUCGCUGACGGGAUGUCGGGCGUCACCAGGACAGACAACAGGCGGAAAAUGGACGAGGAUGUUUUCUACCUGGGUCCAAAGCGUUCAAAAUAUUACAACCCUAACUUUGGGUUCGAGCCGUACUGGAUGGGUGGCAGUUGGGUGUUCGACAGGUUAGAUAGAACAACCGCCAAACCCACCAACAGCAUCUGUGGCAAUCCGUGUCCUGAAAUGUAUAUAUUUGGUAUACAUAACCUGUUUGGACAGAAGACAACAAAAUUAUUCAAUCCUAACUAUGGCUACGAGCCUUACUGGGCUGAUGGAAUCUGGGUGUUCCAGAAUCCAGAACUUCCACCUGGAAUAACGACAACCCCGGUUCCUAUGGUAUGUGGGGAAGAGUGCAUCGAUAUUUACACUAGUAUAGGAAUGGUGUGCGCUCGUCAAGUUGGUAAUCUUAACUAUCAAGGUUGCACACCGACUGUAUUCGCCUGGUACUGUUCCGGGUACGACAUUGACGAACAGUCAGGAGGAUACCACACCUUCCAGACUUACUGCAAGUUCCUCGACGCACAAUGCCGCGCGCCAGACAACCACGACGACAGCUGA
Molecule: messenger RNA, 4053 nt
Organism: Danaus chrysippus (African queen)
Lineage: Eukaryota; Metazoa; Arthropoda; Insecta; Lepidoptera; Nymphalidae
Source: the annotation of a GenBank genome assembly